Molecule: messenger RNA, 1448 nt
Organism: Nothobranchius furzeri (turquoise killifish)
Lineage: Eukaryota; Metazoa; Chordata; Actinopteri; Cyprinodontiformes; Nothobranchiidae
Gene: trh
Product: thyrotropin-releasing hormone
Biological process (GO): histamine metabolic process; hormone-mediated signaling pathway; negative regulation of glutamate secretion
Cellular component (GO): secretory granule; extracellular region
Molecular function (GO): thyrotropin-releasing hormone activity
Source: RefSeq, a predicted model, not a curated record
AAAUUACUCCAGGGUUGGGAUGACGACAGUGACUGGGAAGUAUAAAUUCCGAGCCGAAAAGUUGUCAGCUCAUACCUCCAGACCUGGCAGUAAGGGUCACGAGACGCCGGACCAACCUUUAAAUCACCACCGAGAGGCUGGAGACGCAACAGGAAACCGCUCAGAACUGACGUUUCUGUGAUGUGGUUCCCAUCUCUUCAUUAGACGAACAAACCAUUACCAUGAAGUCGGCAUGCCUGCUCAUCUUGGCUUCUUUCGUGGUCUGCAACUUGAAGAUGUCAGAGGGACAAGGCGUCUCGGCUGAGGAGGAGACGGACCGAGGGACCACCAUAGAUGACAUCAUCCUCCAGAGAGCCGAAAGUCUUCUGUUAAGAUCGAUUCUCAAAAAGCUGCAGGGUGAAAACGGACAAGAUGAUGGGGGUUUCUCUCAUCCAGAAUGGGUUACAAAGCGCCAGCAUCCCGGUAAGAGGUACAGCGAAGGAUUGGAGAAGCGGCAGCACCCAGGCAGAAGAGAGGAGGACGAGGAUGAGCUCCACUUGGACAUGGAGAGGAGGCAGCACCCCGGCAAGCGCGAAAAUGAAAUGCACUCCUUCACGGGGAUUCAAAAACGGCAACACCCGGGAAAGCGCGCGACGGGACACGUUUCGGACACCCCCAUCAUUCUGCUUAGUGAACUUUCCAAACGGCAACACCCGGGUAAGCGCUACCUGGUGCUGCACACCAAGCGCCAGCAUCCAGGUAAGCGCUAUCUGGAGGAUGAGGAGGACGAUGGGGACUGGACUAGGGAUGGAGACGAAGAUCUCUCCGACUUAGAAAAGCGUCAGCACCCCGGAAAACGGUUUUGGGAUAACACCAGUCCGGAACUAAGCACCGACAGUCCGUGUGACGCUUUGGACCCUAACAGCUGCAAUAAGUCUCUGCUGCUCGACUUUCUAGACGACAUCAAGAGCCAUGCCGAGAAGAGACAGCAUCCGGGUAAAAGGUUUGCACCGGAGGAAGACUUAAUGGAAAGAGAGUAACAUGUUGUAAACGUAUAAACGAAUUGACCAGAAUGAAUUAUGAAACGUUUUAUUUGGCGCAGAGUUUGUUUUGUCUACGCAUUUCGGCAUUUAUCUGACAUUUUCUUUGGGGCGCCAGUGCGUAAUUCUCCUCCAAAUGUAGAACUUCCUGUGAGUAAGGAUGAAAAAGAGUCGGUGCCAUGUGUGAACUCUGUAAUUUUGAACUACUUUGAGAUUUUUUUAUGUUCAUUAGAGUAUUUCUGCUUGCGCCAAAUCAUAGGAUUAUACAAGUAAAGGCUCCAGAGAUGUUGCCUCUGUGAGGCAACUCCUUUGUAGAACGUGAGAUUAGAUAAGCAGAAGAUGACCACACGUGAAGCAAGAAAAUCUCUCAAGUGGCUGAUUUAUGUUUUAUUUUCUACGUAUGUAAAAUAUAAAGAUUACUACAGCAAA